CAAGGCAGUUUCUCAUUAGACAUUCAGGACAGAAACAAUUAUUGAAAAACAGCUAGGAUUGUUUUCCUCAAAUCCAUAUUAGCGGAACGCUCUUUUUAAAGUUUAUUUAGUUCAACUCGUGAAUAGACAUAACACACAUCUUCGUUUUCAUUACAAUUUCUAUUUGGCUUUUUGCGCACAAAUCUACAAUGGAAUUGGUCUGGUUGAUGUUCAUUGCAGUGAGUGUCGGCGCUUGGUUCGUGUCCGCGGAGAGGCAUAGCGUAUUUUGGAAUAGCACAAAUCCCAAGUUCCUGUGGGACGAGUACACGGUGGAGGUGCGCAUUAACGACUACCUGGACAUCGUGUGCCCCCACUACCAGCGCGGCGAGGUGCCUUCCCAGGAGGCCGAGCGCUACGUGCUGUACAUGGUGGAGCGGGAGGACUACGAGGCCUGCCGCUCGCAGUCCGUCAGCCAGCUUCGCUGGGAGUGCUCGCACCCCUUCGCCGCCCACGCCCCCGAGAAGUUCUCCGAGAAGUUCCAGCGCUUCACUCCCUUCACCCUCGGCAAGGAGUUCCGGCAGGGAGAGAGCUACUACUACAUCUCCAAACCCCUCCACCACCACGGGCAGGAAUGCAUGCGACUGAAGGUGACCGUCGUUGGGCCGAAAGGGUCGGAGGAAACCAAGGUGCGCGGAGGACCCGAAGGAGGAACAGGUGGAGGAGGAGUGCACGUUUCAUCCAACAGACUUCCUGCAGAUGACCCUGCAGUGAAUUCUCCAGAAGUGCAGAAAAGUGUGGGAACAGGUUCUGCAGUGCAGCUGGCUUCAAUGUCUGCCCUUUUGACAUUGGUACCAGUCUUGCUGUCAUUAUUAUUGCAAUGAAAUUGCGAAAAAAAGAACUACAAAUCCCAGAGACAUUUUACAGGGAAACUGGACUACAUUGACGGAGGUCUGUGGUGGACCUGGCAAUGCAUAAACAAUCUUCAAGGCCAAUGCUGGACAUUGGUGAAGUGGAGUGGAAAAAAGCUUUUUUUUUAAAAGACACAUUUUUUUAUACAAGUGUGAACAGAAUGUUUUGUCGUGUGAUUUGAGUUGCGUUUUGUGAGAUUGAAUGGAUUCUUUUUUUUUAAAAAGGACAUCAGUGUAUUUUCUUGGAAGGAUCUCUUAUUUUUCCCGUGUUUUUAAGUGGAUAAUUUCCCCCUUUGCCCUCUCUUUUUCUUCUUGUUGCUUCGACUAAGCUGGAACUAAACUCAAACUCAAAAGAAUGAACUGGAGAAAAUAACUGGAAUAACUGAAAGGUGGAAACAGAAAAGAACUAGAAUUUUAAUUUCUCUCAAUGCUAUAUAUAAGAUCUAUUUUUCACAUAAUCGUCUAACCUUUUGAGCCAAAGACUACAGUGAUCAUCUCACAAAUGUGUAAUUUUCAAACCCUACAUACUGUACAUACAGUAUAUAUGCACAUAGUGUAUAAGUUCUCUAAUGCUGAAUCUUGUCAAUCUCAAUGUAGCAUUCAAAUAAUGAGCUUUUCUUGUAACAACUGGACACUGUGUUACUCAGUAAACACACUACACUACAUCUGUUUCAGGUGUACACAGCAGAGACAGACAUGGGAUGUUGUGUUGCGCAGUGCACACAUAAGAUAGACUAACUGGUACAGAACAGGCAGAUCAGACUGUUGGUGUACAAAGCACGUUGUUUUUAAAAAAUGUUUAUGAAUAUUGCACCACCGUUUUACAAGAAAAAAGUUGUCCUAUGACUGUUCUGUUUUGUUUUUGUCGUGGUUUUUAAUGGUGUUUGUGUUUGAAAAAUGAAAUUGUUUACCGUUAGUAAGGCGACGUGUGGAAGGAGAGCUUCGAGGCCGUGUGAGUGAGAGAACUAGAGAACAAAAUGCUUUCAUGCAGAAUUAUACUGUGAGCCGUUUAUCUGUGGCUGAGGGGAGCUGGACUUCUCCUGCUGUAGGGCCUCUUCACCCAGUAUGGAUUAUUGCUCAAAUGAGACGCCUAGCCAAAAGACUAAAACACCAUAGAAUUGAAAGUGACACCCCAUGUAUUUGCCCAUACAGUAUUUAUGAGGAAUAGGACCUGGUGCACAGAACUAAAGUCACCCGAUCAGCUAUAUGACAGAACCCACGAAGGGGUUUUAUUUGAGUGACAGGCGCAAGAGUACCUGACUAAUACUCUUGGGUUAAUAAUGUCUUUUUUUUUUUGGUUGUUUGUUUUGUGUUAUCUUGUACAUGUGUAUGUAAAAUGUAAAAUGUGUACAUAUAGAAGAUUAUAUAAAAUGCAUAGAUUUGUUAAAAACAAAAAUAUGAAAAAAAAUUAUCACAUGAAAUAAAAAUGUUUAAAACAUUUAAAAA
Molecule: messenger RNA, 2333 nt
Organism: Anguilla rostrata (American eel)
Lineage: Eukaryota; Metazoa; Chordata; Actinopteri; Anguilliformes; Anguillidae
Gene: efna1b
Product: ephrin-A1b
Exons: 5
Coding region: 189-860 (223 amino acids)
Biological process (GO): axon guidance; ephrin receptor signaling pathway
Cellular component (GO): plasma membrane
Molecular function (GO): ephrin receptor binding
Source: RefSeq, a predicted model, not a curated record